This is a messenger RNA of Vicia faba (fava bean), 789 nucleotides long. Lineage: Eukaryota; Viridiplantae; Streptophyta; Magnoliopsida; Fabales; Fabaceae. The record is from the annotation of a GenBank genome assembly.
AUGGUCACUACUACUACUACAGUCAUGAGGUGCUCUCCCGGCAACGCUUUCUUCAGAAUUCUCAAACCCAUUUCUCGAAUUCCGAAUCUUCCCAAUUCUCUUCCACUCUCUUCAUCAUCAACACCGAUCAUCAAAGGUGGGAGAGCAUAUGAUGCAUUGCUGUUGGAUGCUGGAGGUACUCUCUUGCAGUUGACCAAUCCUGUUGCAGAUACUUAUGCCGCUAUUGGAUCCAAAUAUGGUUUGACUGUGAAUCCAGCUGAGAUAAAACAGGGAUUUAAGAGAGCAUUUACUGCUCAGUGGCCUGAAAAACUACGUUACCAGGGUGAUGGGAGGCCAUUUUGGAAAUUUGUGGUUUCUGAAGCCACUGGUUGUGGAGACGAUGACUUUUUUGAGGAAGUUUAUGAGCACUAUGCAAAAGGUGAUGCAUGGCAUCUUCCAAAUGGAGCUUUUGAAACAAUGACUCUUCUCAAGGAUGCUGGAGUUAAGAUGGCUGUGGUAUCCAAUUUCGACUCCCGCUUAAGGAAGCUAUUGAAGGAUCUUAACGUUUUACAUCUAUUUGAUGCUGUCAUUAUAUCAUCUGAGGUUGGAUAUGAAAAACCAGACCCAAGAAUAUUUCAAGCUGCUCUAGAUCAAGUAAAUGUAGAGGCUGGCAAAGCCUUACACAUUGGAGAUGAUCUAAAGGCAGAUAAACUGGGGGCCAAUGCUGUAGGGAUAGAUUGUUGGUUAUUGGGUAUUGAUGUGAAGACUUUCUCUGAAAUACAAACCCGCAUCCUCAGUCCAGAGGCUUAA